Messenger RNA from Nymphaea colorata (pocket water lily), 717 nucleotides. Its product is annotated as VQ motif-containing protein 33-like. NCBI's taxonomy places the organism in Eukaryota, Viridiplantae, Streptophyta, Magnoliopsida, Nymphaeales, Nymphaeaceae. Bases 1 to 717 code for a protein of 238 amino acids. The record is from RefSeq and is a predicted model, not a curated record. The transcript is spliced from 3 exons.
AUGACCGAGAUAGAUUCUUGGGAUGCUACAUUCGUUGAAAAUGAUUUUCCUAAGGAAGGAAAUAUAAAUAAAGAUGUCCAAUUAUAUGAGUUGGAUGACCCAGAAUAUACAAAGACAAAUGAUCAAGAAAUAGUGAUAAAAGAUGUAUGCGUCAUCCGUCGUCGUCUCACCAGCGUUGGGCAUCUCCUCAGCAAAACAUCCAGCAGAAGAAGGGGAAAGAGGAAGAAGGGAAGAAAGGGGAAAGCGUCUCACCAGCGUUGGGCAUCUCCUCACACACAGCACCUCACGGGCGCCAACGACGACUCCCAGGAGAGGCUGCCCGUCACCGUCCCGGCGAGGCUCGCCAAUAGGGUCAACAAUGCGGCGGCGGCACCCGGUGAUGUCGGCCCUGGACGGCCGGCCUUCAAGUUCCACGAGAGGCGGCAGGGCUUAAGGAAGCUCGAUAUCAAGCUCGGCAUCGCGGCGCUCCGGCCGCCCCACCCUUCCCCUCUAUCUCAGCAGCUCCUUCUCUCCCCCACCACCGCCUUCUCCAACCUCUCCCUCUCCGGCAGCAAGUCGUCGUCGCUGCCAGGGCCCAACGCAGCGGUAUCGGAAGAGGAGAAGGCCAUCGCGGAGAAAGGGUUCUACCUCCAUCCCUCCCCACUCGUCCCCAGACAAUCUUCUUCCUCCUCUUCUUUUCUUGCCUCGAUUGAUACUUUAGCAUGCCUAAGGCCAUGA